UUUUUAUUAUAAUAUCAUGACUAUAGUAUAUAUAGUAUAAUAAAGUUUAAUUAUAUAAUAGAUUUAGUUAAAUCUAGUAGCCUAGCACAGGAUUAGGCUUAGCCCUGGUAGAUUUAUUGCUGCCAGCUGCCCGAGUGUUUACUCAUACUCAUCAUACUGAGUUACUCUUACAGUACUCUGACAACUCUGUGUAGUCACUGUUGUGUGGACAGUGACUAAGACGACUGAAACUGAAAGAGUCAGACCAGACUCAUGACCAGACUUUUGUGCCAUUGAAUUGCUUAAAAAGUUUACCAAAAGUUGAUUCUUUUGAACUCAUAGGAUCAAUUUGCUAUGGCUAGUAUGUCUGCGUGUUGCAAAAAAUGGAAUGGAAACAAUUUCUUUGUUUAUUUCAGUCACUUUUUAUCAGCCUGGGGCGAUCGCAUGUGGGCAUUUGGUGUUGGCUUGUUCCUUAUAAACAUAAGUUCAGAAUCUUUGCAGCUAACUGCAGCUUAUGGCUUAAGUAUGAGCUUAAGCGUUCUACUAUUUGGAGCUUUAGUUGGAGAUAUUGUUGAUGAAACACCCAGAUUAAAAGCUGCACAGACUGCACUUGUGCUCCAGAACUUAUUUGUUAUCAUCUGUGCUGUGUUGAUUUUUUUCUUUUUGACAUACAUGAGUGCCAUAGUCUCAUUUGGCCAGUGGACUAGAUACACUGUGUAUGUUCUUAUCAUUUUACUGUGUGUCUUGUCUCGGCUGACCAGCAUGGCCCGCCAAAUAGCAGUUGAAAAGGAUUGGAUUGUAGAAAUGUGUGGUGAAGACAAGGACAGACUAGCAACUAUGACUGCUGCUUUGAGACGCAUUGACCUUUCAACUCAGAUCUUAGCUCCAAUGGCUACUGGUUUUAUUAUGGCUUUAGCUGGUGUAGAGUUUGGAGCUAUAUUUAUUGGAGCCUGGAAUUUUGGUUCUGUCUUUAUUGAAUACUAUUUUCUUUGGAAAGUUUAUAACACUGUUCCUGCAUUGAUGAAAAAGAAAAACUUGAAAAAGUCACAAGUUGCCACAGAGCUUAAAGAAAAUCUUGUUAAAGAGAAAGAUGCUUUUGAUCAAGGUAGGCCACUGGAAGAAUGCAUGACACUGCAGGACAAAGACAAUCUUGAUACAACUGAUGAUGAAAAAAAAGAAGAAAACGAGGCUUUAAAUAACCAAGAAAUAAGUGUGACUCCUGAAACAGAAAAAAAAGUGAAAAAGAAAUGUACAUUUACCAGACUUUUUAAUAGUUUGGAGAGAUUGUACCUUGGUUGGCCAGUUUAUGUAUCCUAUGAUAUACGCAAUGCAGGAUUAGCUUUGGCUUGUCUUUACAUGACUGUCUUAGGCUUUGACAGUGUAACAGUAGGCUAUGCUAAAACUCAAGGGGUUUCAGAGUUACUUGUUGGAAUAAUGAUGGCUUUGGCAGCCUCCUUUGGUAUUUUUGGCACUUUUAUGUAUCCUUAUAUGAGGCGCAGGCUUGGUUUGGCCAGGACUGGUAUAUUUGGUCUGUCCUUGCAAAUCACCUGCCUAGUGCUUUGUGUUGUUUCUGUUUGGAUGCCAGGAAGCAAAUUUGAUUUAUUUCUAGAUACAAAUCUCAAUGCAACUAAUGCAAUGGAAUUAAGCUGUAUUGAAAAUUCCACUUUAGAUGUAAACAGUACCAUACCUUGUUCCAAAGAAACCUUGAGUCUUAGCGAAAAUGUAUCUAUUUGGAUGCUUCUAGCUGGAAUUAUUACAGCACGUUUUGGACUUUGGGUAGCUGAUCUAACAGUCAGUCAACUGUUUAUGGAAUCUGUGGCUGAAAAGGAAAGAGGAAAAGUCAACGGUGUUCAGAGUUCUUUGAAUCAGCUCAUGGAUAUGUUAAAAUAUCUCAUGGUUGUAUUAGCGCCCCAUGAGCAUCAGUUUGGCUUGCUAGUACAUAUUUCAUUUGGCUUCAUCUGCAUUGGUUGGCUUUUUUAUGCUUUCUUUCUGAGAAAAAGCAGGGGCCAUUUCUUUCACUUUGAAAAAUGUAUACAAAAGAAUAAUUUACAUACCAAUUCUUGAUCUUACUUGUAUAUUUUUUAUUUUUAUUUCUUGUAAAAAGAUUUUUUUUACUUAUAUUGCAAAUUUACAUUUUGCUGAAUAUGUGGAUUUAAAAAAAUAAUAAAUUGUGCAAUUUUUACCUCCGUUUUAUGUUUUAUUAUUGGUAGCUUCACCCAGUGGCUUCACUAGGCUGGAUGUCACCCAGUGGCUUCACUAGGCUGGAUGUCACCCAGUGGCUUCACUAGGCUGGAUGUCACCCAGUGGCUUCACUAGGCUGGAUGUCACCCAGUGGCUUCACUAGGCUGGAUGUCACCCAGUGCAGUGAAGUCAGGUUGCCCAUCCCCCCCCCC
This is a messenger RNA of Biomphalaria glabrata, 2372 nucleotides long. Its product is annotated as solute carrier family 40 member 1-like. The record is from RefSeq and is a predicted model, not a curated record. Gene Ontology annotation, molecular function: iron ion transmembrane transporter activity. The transcript has 11 exons. Gene Ontology annotation, biological process: iron ion transmembrane transport. The coding region runs from base 334 to 2043 and encodes 569 amino acids. Lineage: Eukaryota; Metazoa; Mollusca; Gastropoda; Planorbidae. Gene Ontology annotation, cellular component: membrane.